This is a messenger RNA of Podarcis lilfordi (Lilford's wall lizard), 4973 nucleotides long. The record is from the annotation of a GenBank genome assembly. Lineage: Eukaryota; Metazoa; Chordata; Lepidosauria; Squamata; Lacertidae.
AUGGCGGCCUUCAUGAGGGGAGCGCGAGCCCCCUUCUUGCUGCUGAGGCCGGCCUUGGGCAGCGCGGCCGGGCGGCGAGGGGUCCGCGCGCUGAAGAGGAGCCCCGUCCGCGUGCUGCCCUCCGUCGCGGAGACGCGGGAGGAGCAGCGACGGGUCGUCCCCGGCCCCCCUCAGCUCAAGGCCGGCCCUUCGAAGAAGCCUCGAGACCAGGCCGGCUGGGAGAGCAAGGCCCCAAAGGCAGCGGCCGCGAAGGAGGAAAAGAAGGUGCCGGAACGCAAAGAAGCGGAACUUUGCUUCGAGAGGGCGCAAUCCGGAGACAAGAGACUUAGGCAAGGCUUCCGUGCGCGCGCGCAAGGCAUUCUGGGGGUUGGUGUUUGGCACGGGCGGAGCCGGGAAGCGACGAAUGGGAAAGGGACUACAACUCCCACCAGGCGCCACCAGGGCAGGCGAGAAAGGCCGCGCGCAAGGGCUUCUGGGAGUUGCAGUUAUGGGUGGAUGGGACACAGAAGGAUGGAAAUGUUUGUUGUAUUUGUUGUAUUUAAACCCCACCCUUCCUCCAAGGAGCAGGGUUCUUUCCCCAUUUUAUUCCCACACGAACCCUGUGAGGUUGAUUGGGCUGAGAGAGCAUGACUGCUUCACGGCUGAGAGGAUUUGAACUCUGGACUGCCAGUGCCUAAUCCAACACUCCAGCCGCUGCAGCACACUGGUUUAAUAUAAUACUAAUAUUAUUUAAAAUGAAUAAGAAGCGAUUUUAAACUACCUGGAAAAAAAGUGACAAAUGUAUACUAAAAGAUCAGGCAGUCUUCUCUGUCUGCUGAUUCGCAGCCUUGAGUAUUUGCAGUGUGAAAGAAAAAAAAGAAGGGAAGGGUAAAGGUAAAGGGACCCCUGACUAUUAGGUCCAGUCGUGGCUGACUCUGGGGUUGCAAUGCUCAUCUCGCUUUACUGGCCGAGGGAGCAAGCGUACAGCUUCCGGGUCAUGUGGCCAGCAUGACUAAGCCGCUUCUGGCGAACCAGAGCAGCGCACGGAAACACCGUUUACCUCCCCGCCAGAGCGGUACCUAUUUAUCUACUUGCACUUUGAUGUGCUUUCGAACUGCUAGGUUGGCAGAAUCUGGGACUGAACAACGGGAGCUCACCCCGUCGUGGGGAUUCGAACUGCCGACCUUCUGAUCGGCAAGUCCUAGGCUUUGUGGUUUAACCCACAGCGCCACCCAUGUCCCUUAGAAGGGAAGGGUAGAGGAAAGCAAACGAGCUGGGUUACUUGCCCCCUUGCAAUGAUGCUUUCUGGCAAGCAAGGCAGUGCAACUUCCCAAUGUCCCAAAGUCCACAUGGCUUUCAUUUAGUCAGUCUUCCAUGUGGCUCUGGAAGCAGGGUAAGGUUUGCUUCCCUCCCUCACCAUGGAUACACAGUCUCUCUAGUUUGUUUGUGUGUUUUUUUUGGUGAAAAAAGGCUGCAGAAGGAUGUGACAGAGAUUGGAUGGGUUGAUAUAGAAAGCUGCCUUAUAGCAAGACAGAGCAACCCAUCCAUCUAGCUCAGAUUUGUCUGCACUGCCUAGCAGUGGCUUUCCAUGACUUCAGGAAGGCAACACUCCCAGGAGACGCCAGGGAUUGAACCUGGAGCCUUGUGAAUGAAACGCUGAGGCUGUACAGUGGAGCUACAACCAUUCUCCUGGUAUUGUAAAUGGAAACAGUUGUGCACAUUUUGGAUUUGUUUCUGUUGGAAGAACCACCUCUGGUCUUCAAAUAAAAACAUCUUGAAGGUCCCAGGCCACAGAGAGGUUAGGCUGGCCUCAACUAGAGCCAGGGCUUUUUCGGCUGUGGCUCCGAUCUGGUGGAACGCUCUGUCACAAGAGACCAGGGCCCUGCGGGACUUGACAUCUUUCCGCAGGGCCUGCAAGACAGAGCUGUUCCACCAGGCCUUUGGCCAAGGCACAGCCUGACCCCCUCCUUCGGCAAUCUUCGCGGAGCUCUGGCCCAAUGGUUGCCAUUGGUUUGAUUUGAGUUAAUUUUAUAAUGAAUGAUUUUAGAGUGUUGUGUUGUGUUGUACUGUUGUACUGUUUUAUUGUUGUUAGCCGCCCUGAGCCUGGCUUCGGCUGGGGAGGGCGGGAUAUAAAUAAAAUUUAUUAUUAUUAUUAUUAUUAUUAUUAUUAUUGAGCAAGCCAAUGUGCUCUAUCGCUUUUGGUGGUUGUCAUCCUUUGGGGCCACAGAUAACAUUUGUCAGCCAGGCUGGGGAAGAGGGGGGGGAAAAGCUUGUGGGCUUGACGGAUCUGUUUCUCUGCAGCAAAGUGGUGACGCUUGCCAAGUCCAGGUCGUUUCGCGAGAGACACGGGAAGAUCCUGCUGGAGGGCAGGCGACUCAUCACCGACGCGCUGGCAGCUGGCGCCAUUCCCCAGACACUCUUCUUCAGCGCCAUAGAGCAUUUGAAGGAGCUGCCAGUGGACAAGCUGAAAGGCGCCAGCCUUGUCAAGGUGAAGUUUGAAGACCUCAAGACCUGGUCUGAUGUCAUCACAUCUCAGGGUGUGAUUGGUAAGUUCAUCAGGAACUGCCUUAUACACAGGCAGACCAUUGGUCCCUCUGAGCUCAGUAACGUCCACACUGGCUGGCAGCAGCUCUGCAGGGUCUCAGACAAGAGGAUAUUCCCAGCCCAAGCUGGAAGUGCUGGAAAUUAAACCAGGGAGAGGCUGAUACAGUGGUACCUCGGGUUACAUACUCUUCAGGUUACAGACGCUUCAGGUUACAGACUCUGCUAACCCAGAAAUAGUACCUCGGGUUAAGAACUUUGCUUCAGGAUGACAACAGAAAUCGUGUGGCAGCGGCGCAGCAGCAGUGGGAGGCCCCAUUAGCUAAAGUGGUGCUUCAGGUUAAGAACAGUUUCAGGUUAAGAACAGACCUCUGCAACGAAUUAAAUACAUAACCAGAGGUAUCACUGUACUUUGUCUCGGAGUCACAGCUCUUUUCCUGAAAUUAAAACAAGAUUCUAGUCCUUAUGAGGGGCUGGUUUAAAGAGGAACAUGGGAAGCUGCCUUAUACUGAGUCAGACUGUAUUGACCCUUCUAGCUCAGUAGUGUCUACACUGACUGGAAGUGGCACUCCAGAAUUUCAGGCACUCAUGGAGUGUGUGACACAGGGCCAGUAGGGAGUGUGGCCUGGGGAGAGGCUUUGGGAGAGUCUCGAGGGACCCAUUUGAGGCUGUGGGUCCACCCUUGUUCUAAAGGAAUCUUCCCUGACUGCAUUUCCUCCAGGAAUCUUCUCCAGACCAGACCACGCCAAAAUGGCAUACCCAGAAGUCCAGCGAGAACAUGCGCUGCCCCUCUCUCUGAUCUGUGACAACAUCCGCGACCCAGGGAACAUGGGCACCCUCCUGAGAUCAGCAGCUGGAGCAGGCUGCAGCAGGGUGCUGCUUCUAAAAGGUGGGGAGCGUCACUCUAUGGAUAGAUCAGAGCUGGGUUCCAAUUCCGCUUCUGCUCCUUGGGCAGGACCUGUUUGCGGUCUUCCCAGAGGCAGCUGGUUGGUCCCACAAGAGGCAGUGACUGCCACCAACCUGGACAGCUUUAAGAGAGGAUGAGGCAGAAACUGCAACAUGCCUUUGAAUAAUAGUUGCUGGAAAUUGCAGAUGGGGAGAGGACUCAGAAAUAUUACCUGUCCCUGGCUCUCAGGCUUCUUUCUCUUUCUCUGCAUUCUGUGGCCUGAUGGGAAUUAAUUGUCCCAAACUUGAAGGCAUCAGGCUGGGAAAGGUUUAUAUAGAAUAGAACCUGAUGGGUUUGGGGCGGUUUGGCUCCAAGGAGAUAAGACUGAUGAGUAACUGAGUUUUCUUCAUCAACAUGCCUGUUGCCAUUAACCCUUUAGCAAAGCAGCUUUUGUUAUGACACAUUUCCAAACCUAUGGCUGUAAGAUAUGCAGGGCCUCUCCAAAGCUGACCUGACUCAGGGACUUGAUAAGGCUUCAGAUAUGCAAAAGGGGCAGGCUUUGCUUCUGGAAAGCUUCCUCCUUUAAUCUUUUAAAGAGAUCUGUAGAAUUGGGAUUGCGACCACUUUCAUCAAAUGAGAAUCCACCCCCUCCCCAAAGGAAGUUUACUUUUCUAUCUAUAUUUUUGAAGCAUUUGUUAAAUUAAAAAACAACAAGACAUGCCUUUGGAAACGCCGUUUACCUUCCCGCCAGAGCAGUACCUAUUUAUAUACUUGCACUUUGAUGUGCUUUCGAACUGCUAGGUUGGCAGGACCAGGGACCGAGCAACGGGAGCUCACCCCGUUGCGGGGAUUCGAACCGCCGACCUUCUGAUCGGCAAGUCCUAGGCUCUGUGGUUUAACCCACAGCGCCACCGGCGUCCCACCCCUAUUGUCCUUGCAGCGUGUCAUUCUCCACAAGACUGCGCCAGACUCUUCUAACAUUUCUCCUUCUCCAUCUCCCCGUACUCCAGGCUGCGUCGACGCCUGGGAGCCCAAAGUCCUCCGGGCAGGGAUGGGAGCUCACUUCCGCCUCUCCAUCCUUUCCGACCUGGACUGGGGGGUCCUGCCAAGCUACCUCCUCCCCGACAGCUGUAUACAUGUGGCCGACUGCUCCCAGGCACAGGCCGCACCGGCAGUGGCAGAGAACGCCGCCAGCCAUGGCUGGGUCUCCCGGCCCUACAACCUGAAGGCGAAGCCAGCUCUGCAGGAUUGGGACCGUGAUUUGGAUGGCAGCGAAGACGAGAGGCAAGAAUCGGGCCGGCUGGAAGUCCAGCCUUACUCUGAGCCCUGGAUGGAGGGUCCCGCAACGGCGGUGGUGAUUGGUGGGGAGACCCAUGGCGUGAGCGCGGAAGCCAGGCAGCUGGCCCAGAGCACUGGGGGGAAGCGGCUGGUCAUCCCAGUGGUCCCUGGCAUGGACAGCUUGAACUGUGCCAUGGCUGCCAGCAUCCUCCUCUUCGAAGGAAAGAGGCAGAUGAAGCUGUCAGAGGCGGGGAGAAACCCCAUUUCCGGGAUCCGGCAGAACUGUUGA